Molecule: messenger RNA, 1892 nt
Organism: Amborella trichopoda
Lineage: Eukaryota; Viridiplantae; Streptophyta; Magnoliopsida; Amborellales; Amborellaceae
Product: auxin-responsive protein IAA27
Biological process (GO): regulation of DNA-templated transcription
Cellular component (GO): nucleus
Source: RefSeq, a predicted model, not a curated record
CGGGUAUAGUUUUGUUGGUGCAAAAGAAGACGAAGGCUUUCUUCUGAGUGUGCUCCGUGCGUUUGACACUACGAGGAGAGGGAGGGACUGUUUUGGGGUUUCAGAGUUUGUUUCUUGCUCUACAAUGGAGGGUCCUUAGCUCUUUGAUGUUUCGUGUGUGCAUGAAAACUGAACUAACUUCUCUCUGGAACUGAACUGAUAAAAGUUUUAAGGAGUGUCGGUUUUCUCUGGGUCUAAGGGUUAGGCGUUAAGCUUCAUGUGGGAAUUCGAAGUUCUACUGUUAGGCGCGGUUUAUUUUGGGGAAUGAGGGGUUUGGAUUCAGAAUCAUAUUGCACUCAAUGGUGGUAUCCCUCCUAUAAAAAUUAUGAUUUAGCUCGGCGUUGAUUUUGAAGUAAAAGAUUUUGAGUAAUUAUAUAUCAACGUAAAGAGGUAAAACAUUAUCAGGAAAAUUCGAUGUCUCCACCUCUUGGCCAUGUCGAGGAGGGAUUGGGAAAAGGGGUUCCCUCUCUCAUAUCGUCAGCUUCUUCAGAAAAUCUCAGCAAUAACAACUCUGGGUUGAGAGAACACAAUUAUAUGGGACUAUCGGAUGCCUCUUCCUUGGAGAGCUCUGUAAUAACAUGUCCUUUAGAGGAGAAAGAAGACUCCCUAAACCUAAAAGAGACAGAGUUAAGGCUUGGGCUUCCUGGUUCGAGGUCUCCUGUUAGAGAUCCAGAGCUUUGUCUCUUACCCUCUUUGAAAUUAGACGAGAAGGCCCUCUUCCCUUUGGCCCCAUUGAAAGAGAACACUUCAGAGGAGAAGAAUGGGAGGAAUGGCAUCUUUUCUGGUAACAAAAGGGGUUUUUCUGAUGCUAUUGAUGAUGGGUUUUUAGAGGCAAAAGGUGGGGUUUUUUCAGAGGGGUUCCUAGCGAGUGUUGGGGUCAAUGCUGUUGCUGUUAAGCAAGGGUCUGCUACCUGGCAUACGGGAGGCCUGGACCAUCGGGCCUCUGGUAUUGUGCCCUCUAGGCCUCCUCUUUCUGAAACACCUGUUAUGCCAGUAUCAUUGAAGGAUCAAUCGCCGAUGCUUAAGGAGGUUGCUCCUCCAAAGAUGUCUCAGGAUAGGGUCCGUGCCCCCAAUGAGCCGAAUCAGACGAAUCCCGUGAAUAAUUAUGUUGUUGCUCCUGCUUCAAAGCAACAGGUGGUUGGGUGGCCCCCUAUUAGAUCAUUCAGGAAGAACACAUUGGCAGCCAAUCCCAAGAAUAAUGAAGAAGUUGAUGGGAAACCAGGUUUCGGUGGUCUGUUUGUCAAAGUCAGCAUGGAUGGUGCUCCAUACCUGAGGAAAGUAGACCUUAAAACUUACUCUGCUUACCAGGAGCUGUCCACUGCCCUUGAGAAGAUGUUCAGCUGUUUUACCAUUGGUCAGUGUGGCUCCCAUGGAGUUUCUGGUAGAGAUGGCUUGAGUGAGAGCAAAUUGAAGGAUCUUUUGAAUGGAUCAGAGUACGUGCUCACAUAUGAGGAUAAGGAUGGUGACUGGAUGCUUGUGGGAGAUGUCCCUUGGGAGAUGUUCAUUGAUUCAUGCAAGAGGCUUCGAAUCAUGAAGGGUUCAGAUGCCAUUGGCUUAGCUCCAAGGGCCAUGGAGAAGUGCAGGAACCGGAACUAGUAUCUUGAGAUGAUGAUUGCUUUCUGGUAAAUGAGCGGUUAGUGAGGCAAGUAUAGGGUUUAUGGGAAAUGGCAACUUUGGGUAGGUGUUCUGUUAUUGUUAUGUAAAGGUGCUUUAUGGCUUCGCUUCUGGUUUGAAUGUUAUUCUAAAACUCAGUGGCUUCUAUAUAUUAUAGAACUGCACCGCAAGCUAGAACCUCGAAAUGUUAUUAAUCCAAGUGUUUGUUAUAAUUAAUACUUCAAGUGUUUCGUGUUUAA